UGGAACCGGCACAGUCUGUAGACGACCUCUCCGACGCUCACUCCACGUCGCUCCUCGCUCGCUCUUGCCAGCACCUCGCUCGCUCUUCGCCUUGCUUCACUCUCAGUGCUCGACAUGUCCGCCGUCAUGGAUACCAUGUGCCACAACGAGAACAUCAGCAACUGCUACCGCAGCUUCCUCGCCUCCUCCGCCAAGCGGCAGCAGCGCCGAUCCGCCCUGGACCGCAAAAUCCACAAGCUGAAAAAGAUGCUCAAGCCAGUCCUUUCCCUGGUUCGUGGCCGCUCCGAAAAGACCUACUACCAGAAGGAGACCGCGCCUUGCUGCUGGGCCCAGGACUCCUGCCAGGACGCGGACGCCGACAACGCCGCCAACGAGGCCCUCGAGGCCCGCCUCCUGGACGACCUCGCGCACCCCAAGGGCGCCUCCAUCCAAGUGUGGGUCGGCGGCCAGGUCGUCGAGAUCCCCAUCGUGCCCGGCCAGCCCCAGGUGAUCCCCGUGCACUUCGUCAUUGACCAGGAGGCCGUCGACGGCUUCUGCUGGACCCCGAUGAGCGCCGACAGCGACCUGUGCUGCAGCGACAACACGCCCUACAUCACCGAGCACCAGCUCCCCGAAGUCCAGGCCACCCCCGCCUUCGAGGCCUACGAGCCCUACUCCACCUUCGCCAGCGCCUGCCCGAUCGCCAACUGCACGCCCUGCGCCUGCUAACCAGUGAAGUGAUUAGCCCAGUGAUUUAAUUUGUUGCUCAAGUUGUGUUCGGUCGCGGCCGUCGUGAAACGAGUGGAAAUGUGCCGUGAGUGUCGACUUUCGUGUGACGAAAGUUACUCGCUUUUGUUUAAACUGUAUCAGUUUGAGAAUUUUUUACUGUUUUAAAUCGGAUUAUAUCUGAUAAAUAAUUGACAAUUGGUUUUAAGCUUUAAUUAGAUGGAUUAGGUCUUUCGUUUUAUAGUAGUGGAUCCGCGUUGUAUUGCCAUAAAAAUAAUUUCCGGGACCGCUACGUUUUGCGAAGUUUUAUCGAUGUUGAGAGUUUAGGAUUUUGUUGUGAAGUUAUGAAAUCAGCAGCCUUUUGUGAUCUCAUAGUUAAGUAAGACGGAUUGAAGGACGCAGUUUUUAGAAUUUAAAAAUUUCCGUCCUUUGAAGUGAUAUGGAGCUUUACUGUAAGGAGCGUUAAUUCUUUUGUGACUGAUGUACUUGUUGUGAAGUAUGUGUAGCCCGCGCAGAUCGCACAAGUGUCGGUAACAUGUACAUUUUAUGAACUGAGUUUCAUUCGCUCAAUUUGUUUGUGAAUCGCAUUGAUUCAUGUGAUAUUGAGUAGUUUAAUUUUGAAACUGUGAUGGUACAAAGCUUUAUGAGUUGCACAAAUUCCAAGUGCCCUCACCAGUGACUGUAUGUUGAUGAAUCGUUUCUCAAUUUUUUAAUUAAAAAUCAAUUGAACCUUA
Messenger RNA from Thrips palmi, 1439 nucleotides. RefSeq lists its product as uncharacterized. The record is from RefSeq and is a predicted model, not a curated record. The transcript has 2 exons. NCBI's taxonomy places the organism in Eukaryota, Metazoa, Arthropoda, Insecta, Thysanoptera, Thripidae. Bases 115 to 708 code for a protein of 197 amino acids.